Molecule: messenger RNA, 1239 nt
Organism: Aspergillus thermomutatus
Lineage: Eukaryota; Fungi; Ascomycota; Eurotiomycetes; Eurotiales; Aspergillaceae
Product: putative nucleotide-sugar transporter
Exons: 3
Coding region: 1-1239 (412 amino acids)
Biological process (GO): pyrimidine nucleotide-sugar transmembrane transport
Cellular component (GO): Golgi membrane; intracellular membrane-bounded organelle
Molecular function (GO): pyrimidine nucleotide-sugar transmembrane transporter activity
Source: RefSeq, a predicted model, not a curated record
AUGCAAUGUGUACGAAACUGCGACUCUCCAGACCCUAAAUAUCGGCAUACGUUCGAGCAGCCGGUCAUUCAGACGUGGGUUUCCGCCAUCCUUGUUCAGAUGUUUAUUGGAGAAAUGGGCUGUUGGCUUGUGAUAUUCGCCUCAUUUGUUUACCAAUCGUUUAUAUAUCCGCGUCUGUCGCCCAAUUCUUCGCCUCUUCUGGCGGGCGGAUAUAAUCCCGUCCACGCCGAUGACAUAGGUGAUGAGGAGGACCAUACGAUUGACGGUCCUGAUGCAUCCAACCAUACUCCCAAGCACACCGAUGCGGAAGGUCGGGUACACCUCAGUGGACGUCGGAUUCUACUUCUCGCUGCGCCGGCAUGCUGCGAUAUCGCGGGUACGACUCUGAUGAACGUGGGUCUGCUCUUCGUCGCGGCCAGCAUCUACCAGAUGACGCGUGGAGCAUUGGUUCUCUUUGUCGGCCUUUUCAGUGUUCUGUUCCUCCGUCGUAAGCUGUUCUUAUACCAGUGGAUUGCACUGUUCGUGGUGGUCCUUGGUGUCGCCUUGGUUGGACUUGCCGGUGCACUCUUCGGCCAGGACCAAGGCCAUGAUAUCUCACAGGAGGAUACUCUUGCAAUUGCCACUCGGGCUGUGAUGGAAGCUCGGGAGAUUGCGAAGACUCCUGAAGCGAUCAAGGCUGUCAUCGGUGUGCUGCUGAUUGCAGCGGCGCAAAUCUUCACCGCCUCGCAGUUCGUGCUGGAGGAGUGGAUUCUCGAGAACUACGCCAUGGACCCUCUUCAGGUCGUUGGCUGGGAAGGCGUGUUCGGUUUCUCCGUGACUGUCAUUGGUUCCAUCGUUCUCUACCUGACCGUAGGACGGACGGAAGCGGGUCGUUACGGCUAUUUUGACGCCAAAGAAGGAUGGCAUCAGAUCCUGUCUAACAAGUACAUCGCCAUAUCCAGCGUCUUGAUUAUGAUUAGCAUUGGAGGCUUCAACUUCUUCGGCCUUUCGGUCACCCGAACCGUGUCUGCCACCUCCCGCAGUACGAUCGACACCUGCCGGACACUCUUCAUCUGGCUUGUUUCGCUCGCCCUCGGCUGGGAAACAUUCAAGUGGCUGCAAGUCCUCGGCUUUGCGCUUCUCGUUUACGGCACCUUUUUGUUUAAUGAUAUCAUCCGUCCCCCUCUCAAAGCAUGUCUUCCCCGUGACAGGCGGGAGAGGGAGAUUCUGCUGCCCGAGGAGCCCAUCGAGCACAUUUAA